Molecule: messenger RNA, 2640 nt
Organism: Daldinia caldariorum
Lineage: Eukaryota; Fungi; Ascomycota; Sordariomycetes; Xylariales; Hypoxylaceae
Product: glycoside hydrolase family 3 protein
Exons: 7
Coding region: 1-2640 (879 amino acids)
Biological process (GO): glucan catabolic process
Molecular function (GO): beta-glucosidase activity
Source: RefSeq, a predicted model, not a curated record
AUGGAUCAUCUUGAGGACGCACAGUUCGAUGGGAUAGAUCCCAACGCGUCGCCCUACGAGAGUGUCGACAGCAAUACCACACCUGAUACGGAAUUCUCUCCUCCCAGCAGCCCGUUUCGAAAAGUUUCAGUCUCCAAAAAUCACCGGUUGAUAGCAAGACAGAAGUUAGCUCAACUAAGCCUCAAGGAGAAGGUAUCGCUACUCACAGCUGCGGACUUCUGGCGAACUAAGUCGAUAUCAUCUAAAGGCAUCCCAGCUAUUAAGACAAGUGAUGGCCCCAAUGGCGCUCGGGGAGGCAUAUUUGUCGGGGGCACCAAGGCAGCCUUGUUUCCAUGCGGUAUCUCGCUUGCAGCCACCUGGAAUAAAGAUCUGCUAUACACAGUCGGUCAGCACCUAGCCGAUGAGGUCAGGGCUAGGUCAGCCAAUGUGCUUCUCGCCCCCACAGUCUGCAUGCACCGUCACCCUCUCGGCGGUCGGAAUUUUGAAUCUUUUUCAGAAGAUCCACUCCUUACCGGCAAGCUCGCCUCCAGGUAUAUACAAGGGCUUCAGUCCAAAGGAGUCGCCGCGACCAUUAAGCAUUUCGUAGCAAAUGAACAGGAAACCCAUCGGCUCACCAUCGACUCGGUGAUGAUGGAACGUCCGCUGAGGGAGCUGUAUCUCCGACCUUUCGAAAUAGCUAUACGAGAAGCGAAUCCCUGGGCCGUUAUGUCAUCAUAUAAUCUGAUUAAUGGGACCCAUGCCGACAUGAACAAGCACACACUCAAAGACAUACUGAGGGGAGAAUGGGGUUACGACGGAACCGUCAUGUCUGAUUGGGGAGGCGUCAAUUCAACUAUUGAAUCGAUAAAAGCAGGGUGCGAUAUUGAGUUCCCCUUUUCGUCGAAGUGGCGUUUCGAGAAGGUCCUUAAAGCCAUCGAAGAUGGCCUACUUACUAUUGAUGACAUAAACGUUGCUGCAGAGAACGUUUUGACCCUUGUCGAGCGCACAAAAGGAGACGACAUGUCUGCUGAAGAAGCCGAGCGUGAAGACGAUAGAGAAGAGACGAGAAUAUUGAUUCGUGAAGCGGGUGCGGAGGGUCUAACUUUGCUGAAGAACGAAGGGCAAAUCUUACCACUUAACCCCCAAACCACCAAAGUUGCGGUCAUAGGUCCGAACGCUAACCGGGCCAUUGCCGGCGGUGGCGGCAGCGCCAGUCUUAAUCCCUAUUAUAACACGCUUCCGCUCGAUAGUAUCAGAGCAGCAGCACAGCAGGAAGUUGUAUACGCCCAAGGGUGUCACAUCCAUAAGUGGCUUCCAGUUGCGUCGCCUUUCUGUACUGACAAAUCAGGAGAGCCAGGUGUGACUAUCGACUGGUUUAGCGGAGACCAGUUUCAGGGCGAUGUGAUUGUCACUGAGAGGAGGGCGAAUACCGAUCUUUUCCUAUGGGACUCUGCACCACUAUCCCAGCUCGGUCCUGAAUGGUCAGCUAUUGCAACAACUUACAUAACACCGACAACUACCGGCAAGCACACGAUCAGUUUCAUGAGCGUCGGUCCUGGAAGGUUAUACGUAGAUGGAGAACUAGCUCUCGAUCUCUGGAACUGGACUGAAGAGGGCGAAGCAAUGUUUGACGGCUCGAUAGAUUACAUGGUCGACGUUCAUAUGCAAGCUGGAAGGCCGGCACAACUGCGGGUGGAGAUGACGAACGAGCUGCGACCGAUUGCGAAGCAGAAGAUUUUCAAUAUGACACAUAAAUAUGGAGGUUGCCGCCUCGGCUUCAAGGAGGAAGACCAGGUUGACUAUCUUCAGCAAGCCGUAGAGGUAGCAAGAGAAGCCGACGUUGCUGUCGUUAUUGUUGGGCUCGAUGCCGAGUGGGAAUCUGAAGGAUACGACCGAAAGACGAUGGAUCUUCCUUCCGACGGAAGUCAAGACAGAUUAAUCGAAGCGAUAGUGAAGGCCAAUCCGCGAACAGUUGUAGUUAACCAGUCUGGCUCGCCGGUUACCAUGCCUUGGGCAGACCAGGUACCCACAAUCAUACAAGCCUGGUAUCAAGGCCAAGAAGCGGGCAACGCGUUAGCUGACGUUUUGUUCGGCCGCCGGAAUCCCAGCGGUAAACUUCCAACGACUUUCCCUCGGCGGCUCGAAGACUCGCCGGCCUACCACAAUUGGCCCGGUGAAAACUCGCGGGUUAUGUACGGUGAAGGCUUAUAUAUCGGAUAUAGGCAUUACGAUCGGACGAGCAUCGCACCACUGUUCCCGUUUGGCCACGGCCUCUCUUACACAACGUUCGAGUACGGCCGACCGUCUCUUAGCCGGAGGACGCUGACAGAGUCGGCGCCAAUCCACUUGAUCAUGGCGGUGACCAACACAGGAAGCCUGGCGGGCUCUGAGACUGUGCAGAUAUAUGUCAGCGACGACAAGUCGAGGCUGCCUCGCCCCGAGAAGGAAUUAGUAGCGUUCGAAAAGGUAUCUCUCCAGCCAGAAGAAACUAAGCAUAUUAUUGUUCCGUUGGAUAAGUACGCAGUUGGAUACUAUGACGACUCGGUACCAGGAUGGAUCGCGGAGGAGGGUACAUUUAAAGUACUGAUAGGGGCGUCGGCGACUGAUAUUAGGCAUACAGUCCCGUUCGAUGUUAAGGAAUCGUUCACUUGGACGUUUUAA